GUGCGCGCACGAGAGAGAGAGCAACUCAACACUGCCUAAUAAUUCCAAUCCCAGCCAAUUUGUGUCUGUCUGGACGUGAGCCAAGAAACCAUGAGGGGCAAGGCCGAGGCAGAUCACCAGUCAGUGCUCAGACUUGCAGUGGGGUACAUGGUUUUGACCAAUUUACAAGACUCCUGAAGCUGCUAUAAUAAGAACAGCAGUAAAGAUAAUUGUCACCGAACACUUUUCUCUUGAAGUAUUCAAAAGAAACAGAAAAUAGUUACUGAACUAUCUGCAACUAUGGCCACCUUGAGUGUCCUUGGAAAGUUCAGGAGAUUAAACAUAUUUUAUGGGUUAUGUUCCUCACAGCAUGUCACUCAAGUGUCUCGACAUAGUUUGUCACUCUUGUGCCCAUCCUAUGAGAAUAGCUCAAAGAAUCAGAAGUUGGUGUACAAUUUCGGACAGUUCAAGCAUUCAGCUCCCAUGGAGAGAGCAUUUACAACAGUAUCUGAUGACAUAAAAGACCUUCAUGGGAGGAAGAGGGAUACCAUCCAGCAAAUAGCAACCAAAGCAGGAAAAGAUGUAGACAUGAAAGCAGGCAUGUCAAGAAGGACAAUGACCACAAAGAAGAGUGUAUAUGAUCUUGAACCAAGUGCUUCAGGGGUGGUGGAGGCUGUGUGGCCAUCUCACUGUGAUGUGCUGGUGGUGGGAGGUGGUGCUGUGGGCUCUUCUAUCGCCUAUCAUCUGAAGGAGCACGCUCGCGAUGGACUCAGUGUCGUAGUGGUGGAGGAGGACCCAACUUACAAGCGUGCCUCUACGGUGCUGUCGGUGGGGGGGAUUCGACAGCAAUUCAGUAUACCAGAGAAUAUUAUGCUGUCCAUGUAUGGAAUGAAUUUCUUACGCAAGAGUCCUCAGCUGUUGGCAGUGGAGGGUAUGGAUCCCCCCGACAUGCAAUUCAAUGCCGCAGGUUACCUCACACUUGCCUCAGAGGAAGGAUAUGAACGACUGAAGGAAAACUAUGAUAUACAGAGGAGUGUGGGAGCCAAGGUAUCAUUCCUCUCCAGCAAGGAGCUCUGCAACUUGUACCCCUGGAUGGAUGUGUCUGGUGUGGCAGCAGGAGUCCUGGGCAGAGACAAUGAAGGAUGGUUUGACCCAUGGAGUUUGUUGUGUGGUCUGCAGCGGAAGGCCACCGCCCUGGGCACCCAGUACAUCAAAGGGAAGGUGACGGGGCUCAGCCACAAGACUUUGGAUGAUAUGAUUCUGGAGGGCACCUCACAGUCCAACAUCAAGUGUCUCCAGAGUGCUGAGGUGACACUCACCAGUGGGGAGAAACGCAGCAUCAACUUUGCCCAGUUGGUGGUGGCAGCCGGUGCAUGGACAGGAAAUGUUGGCCGCCUAGCAGGCAUAGGGGAGGGGAAGGGCCUGCUUGGAGUGCCCAUCCCUAUUGAGACAAGGAAGCGCUAUGUUUAUUGUGUUCAUGCCCCAGAUGGUCCAGGACUAAAUUCUCCACUUUUGAUUGACCCCAAUGGAACAUACUUCCGGCGUGAGGGCCUCGGAGGACAUUACCUGUGUGGACAGUCACCACCUGAAGACAAGGAGCCACCAGUGGACAACUUGGAUGUGGACUACACUUUCUUUGAAGAGGAAGUCUGGCCAACUAUUGCCAAGCGAGUGCCUGCAUUUGAAAAUUUGAAGCUGCGAAGUGCUUGGGCCGGCUACUAUGAUUACAACACCUUUGAUCAGAAUGGCAUCAUUGGGCUCCACCCUCUCUUCUCCAACAUGUUCAUCUGCGGUGGAUUCAGUGGCCAUGGCAUUCAGCAGGCACCAGGAGUGGGCAGAGCCAUCAUGGAGUGUAUCAUUUAUGGGGAGUACCGAACCAUCAACUUGGAAUGCUUUGGCUUCAAGAGAAUUUUGGCUCAGACACCACUUCUGGAGACCAAUAUUGUUUAGCCUCAUUCUUUAGAGCAGGAUUCUUCAAAGCACAGGUCAUGAGCCUGUACAGGGUUGCAGAACUUUGCUUCCUGGGUUGCCACCUUCAACAGACUAAUAAAUGAAUACAGACACUUUUCAUUUUAUGUGUAAAUUACACUUUUUAUUUAGAGUGAAAUGUAGAUUUUUUUUACACAUUUUUCUUACAUUAAUGCCUAUUCUGGAAUGUAAUCCUUACAUAUAACCAGACCUACCCAUACUGUAAGGGGGGUCACUCUAUACACAGUGCUAUCAAGAGUUGUACACCAGACUUGAAAAAAUAGUACAUAAACCUGAACUGAGUUGAAUCAAGAAAAGUUUAUAAACCAUUGUUUCACAUUUACAAUCCAUAUCACUUGUAACUGUCAUUGCCAAAUCUCUUAGGACCUCUAGGAACUAGUUUCAAAAUAUGUAUGUAUUUAGUGAAAUAUUUAAAAUUAAAUUAAUUAUAUUUAUUUUACUGAUUUGUACAGUAUUUAGUAAAUGGUGCAAUUUU
Eriocheir sinensis (Chinese mitten crab) is the source of this 2443-nucleotide messenger RNA. RefSeq names its product FAD-dependent oxidoreductase domain-containing protein 1-like. Bases 280 to 1929 code for a protein of 549 amino acids. Gene Ontology annotation, cellular component: cytoplasm. The record is from RefSeq and is a predicted model, not a curated record. Gene Ontology annotation, molecular function: oxidoreductase activity. NCBI's taxonomy places the organism in Eukaryota, Metazoa, Arthropoda, Malacostraca, Decapoda, Varunidae. The transcript is spliced from 9 exons.